Messenger RNA from Symbiodinium natans, 1467 nucleotides. Lineage: Eukaryota; Dinophyceae; Suessiales; Symbiodiniaceae. The record is from the annotation of a GenBank genome assembly.
AUGGCAAUCGUUGUGUGUUUUUGGCUUUUCCUUCUUAAGGACAUCGACGAAGACGCCGAGUUCCUGACCCAGGGUGUUGGAGACGUUCGCACGCUUGAGCUCAUGAAGGCAGCCAUGAAAGAAGUCCGGGGGAAGCCGAAAGACUCGGAGCAGUUGCAGAGCCAGAUUUGCCAAGCUGAUCAGCGGCUGACAGAACGAAGCCACAUCACCCAGUGGCUGAUGAAGCCCUUUGCGAGGGGAAUCUGUCUCCGCAUCCACGUGGUGAUUGCCUUGGGUUACAUCUUCUCGCCGGUGGGCGAGACCCUGCUGAAGAGUGUGGACGUGCGUUCCCGGACAAACACGUUUGCCUCCGAACACGCACUCUGGAUCACCUUCUACUUUGGGGCAUCGUUGGGCUGCUUGAUGUGGCUCUUCCUCUCGCGGGGGAUCCCGCCCAACCUUCUCAUGGCCAGCUCCCAGCUGCUGAACAUCGUUUUCUUCGUCCUGGUGCCAUCACUUCCAGGUGAGUUCUUCGAGUCUGAUUUCUCCACCCUGACGUACCUCGCCUUGUGCGGUGUGCAGAGCACUUCGCGAUUGCUCUUCAUCGUGUGGAACUUCAACGAGGACUUCCACGGAGGAUUCCAGGUUGCAGCGCGUCGCAUCGGCGCCCUGGAGAGCUUGAGAUCUGGUGUCGGCUGGAUCGCAGUGAACCUGAGCUAUGCAGGUCUAGAAUUCGUGAACCGGAAUGUGGUUCUUGUGGUCUCCUUGGGAACGACGGUCCUCCUCUUCAAGGCCCCGCAAUGCUAUGCGUCCUACGUGCUGCCCUCCACCGGCAUGCUCGAGGGCAUCACACACAAGUCCUUCAUCCUCCUGGUCGUCGCAGAGAUGCUGAACAUGCUGGCGGCAUACGCAUCGCAAACCUACUCCCUCUGGUGGACGCUCAACGGCUGGGAGCCCUCGGAGAUUGCGGGCUUUGCUCUGCUGAUCGGGAUCCUUUCUCCGAUUAUGCUCUGCAUCAUCUUCGGUCUGCUGGCUCGCAUGAAUCGCUGGGGUCCCUGGGCCAUGCGCGACUUCACUUGCCUUCUGCCACCAGGCUCUCUUUUGAGGGCGUUGGCCCUCUGGGAUCUUGGAAAUCUUCACUUCCGCUCCCAGAUCUUCAUCGUUGCCGUGCUUCUGUCCGUCUGCGUAGACGUCGCGCACGGAGCCGCCGUGUGGUCCUCCGUGAUGACGAUUCUUGGCAACAAGUGGUACGCGCUGAAAGGAUGCUACCUCUGUCUCACUCUGGCCUGCAUCUGCUCGUCCCUCUCGCCGAGCUUCGGACAUUUUAUGGGAGUCGCCUUCACUGGGGCUUCCCCGCUCUACGACAACAUCACGCUGCACAAGCCGGUCUCUGGCAAGGGCUCCUUCAGUGAUGCCACGUUCUGGGCCGUGGUUCCGCUGGCAACGCUGAGCCUCUUGCCGGCAGGGAUUGCACUCAAAGGCUCUUAA